Molecule: messenger RNA, 345 nt
Organism: Pipistrellus nathusii (Nathusius's pipistrelle)
Lineage: Eukaryota; Metazoa; Chordata; Mammalia; Chiroptera; Vespertilionidae
Source: the annotation of a GenBank genome assembly
AUGACUAGCCUCCCGGUCACACCUCCAGCUCCUCACGGUGCCCAUCCGCUGGCUGCCAUGACCGGCCUCCCCACCACGCCUUCUCCAGCAGGACUGAUCACCACAGUUCGGCAGGUCACCACGGCCCUGUCCCCUGAAGCUGAAGCCAGCACAGCACUCAUCGCAGUUGUGAUCACCGUGGUCUUCCUCACCCUGCUCUCGGUCGUGAUCCUGAUCUUCUUUUACCUGUACAAGAACAAAGGCAGCUACGUCACCUACGAGCCGGCCGAAGGGGAGCCCAGCACCAUCCUUCAGAUGGAGAGUGACGCGGCCAAGGGCAGGGAGAAGGAGGAAUACUUCAUCUAA